Symbiodinium necroappetens is the source of this 2655-nucleotide messenger RNA. NCBI's taxonomy places the organism in Eukaryota, Dinophyceae, Suessiales, Symbiodiniaceae. The record is from the annotation of a GenBank genome assembly.
AUGGUUGUUUCAUCGUUCUGGGCACAGAGCCGGGAGCUGGAGCUGCACGCAGUGGGUGGGCAGUGGCAUGAUCUGGUGCCACACGCAACGUCCGGUUUAGCAGAUGCCCAUGCAGCUCUUCGAGCAAGCAAUUAUCGUGUGCUCAUGGUUAUGGGGGCGUCGCAACAGUCACAUGUUUAUUUUUCGCGCACCUGGUGCUCUUAUGAGUGGGCACUGUGCUUGGACUCCUCGACUCUCGCUGUGGAUAUUGCGGCCAUGAAUCAGGACGUGGAGAUCAUUACAAGUGGACUGACGACCUCAGAAGUAUGCUCCAAUAAGUACUAUCCCGGCAGUGGGGUCAGUGCCAAAAACUCCCGAGAAGCAAGCUUCCCUUUGGAGGUGGUGAAGGAAGCCCUUGCCUUCAACUUGAACAAGACUCAGACGAGCAGCGAAGUUGACCGACAGCGGCUGAUGCGCGGAUUCGUUGACAUCGCACAGCCAGAGGAGGACACCGAUGGUUUGCAAAAGAUGACAAGGCGGCUGCGGAGCUUCCUGCUGCUGUUGCUUUGGCAGAAUGUCCUUGUCCAAGCCAGCAGAGACAAGGACUACAUGUGCGUACUUAGUGAUGUGGCGAAAGGUAUUCAAGGAGACUGGUGGCGCAGGUCCUUGCGGUUGAGCCUAGCCGGAUGUGACUUCUCCAGUGAAAACGUGCUCACCAUGGGCAUGCAGAGCCUGCCAAAGAGCCUCGAGAUCCUGAAGCUGGAUCUGCAGUUCACAGGUCUGGACGAUGGCAGCCUGUCAACAGUGGCACAACAGCUGCCGGAAUGUCUUCAGAGCUUUACCCUGGACAUUUCGGGCUGCCAUGUCACCGACAAAGGCGUUUUGUCCUUCUUGAAGAAGCUGAAUCCGGAUCUGGCUGAAGUCACCUUAAAGAUGCAGCAUACCAAUGUGUCGAAAGGUCUAUUGGCAUUGAGUAGAGACGGGCCAACCGCCUUGCAAAAGUGGGCUCUGCUCUCUCACCAAGAGCGAGCCGAAGCAUUGGCUGCUAAGCUGGAAAUCAUCGAGCGAAAGAAGAAUCCAUCUGUGGCUCCGACUCCGGCGCACGUGCACAAGAAGGCCGCGCUCGAGAGCUUGUUGAACUUGGCUCCCUCCAAGAUUUCCGCGGACGUUCUGGAACAUGUGAAAGCAGACCUCGCUGCCUUGGAGAAAAGCAUCGAGAAGGCGAAGCUCAUGGACCUGAAGCGACGUGAGGAGCUCAAAGAUGCACUCAUCGAGAAGUUCAAGACACGCUUCGGGGGCGGCUCCGUCCUGAAGGAUGCGGACGAGAUGUCGGUUUCUUCGGCAGCAAUCAGGAACGAGGUGGAUCGCUUUGCCAAGACGGCAGCAGUGACAGAAGCCAACCUUAUGCGGCUGGAGAGGCGCUUGCAUGGCCGAGCUCAAAAGCGCGUCGCCGACGACAGCCAGUCUAUGAUCUCGGGAGUGUCUGCCUACACUGGCAUGUCACGUUCUCGCAGCGCGACAUCUCUGGCUGGUAGGGAAAUGGUGGGAGGCAAGCCCGAGCUGCCGUCGUCCUAUGACUGGACCCGACUGGAUGAAUAUGCGUCAUACCUGCAUGAACAAGAUGCCUUGCGCCAACAGCUGGGUGUGAAAGCAUUGCAACGAAAAAUGCGAAUGGAUCUUGAUCAGCAGGUGGCCGAGAAAUCCAAGAGGAAGGUGGAUGCAACUGAGGAGGAACGCCGUUACCAUGAGAAUUCUCUCAUGGAGCUCGAGCGCUGGAAAGAGCAAGAGCAAAUUCGACAGGACGAGAAGCAGGAGCGCGUCAUGAAGGAGAAAUCCGACCGAGAUGCGCAGCUGCAGUACGAGCGCAAGCUCAAAGACGAGGAGACGCAAAAGAGGAAAGAUGAAGAAGCGUCCCUUGUUGAGAAGAUCGUAAACGAGAUGGAAACGGAGCAGCGGCGCUAUGAGCGGAAGAAGGAGCAGACUAAGAAGGCUAUGCGAAAAGUAUUCGAGGAGAACAUGGAGGAUCAGCGGAAGAGAGACAAAGCAAAAAAAGAAGCCAUGGAGAAGGAGGCUGAGACAAUCAAGGAAUACAACCGGCUGCUGGAUGAGCAAGAAGAACAGCGUGCACAGGAGCUGUCAGCACGCAUGGAGCGACAGGCAGAAUUGAUGAAGAAGUUGCUGGAGAAUGUAGACACAGUGAAGAAGGGAGCCGGCGACAAUGACGCGCAACGAGCAGCCCUGCAGGCAGAAGAGCAAGACAGGCAUUACUUCGAAGCAGAGUCCGUAAAGCAAAAUCGCUUGCAGCAGAUGCGAUUUGAGAACCAAGCCUAUCUGCUCAAGCAGAUGGAAGAAAAGGACUCACGAAAGAACGAGGACAAGUAUCUCCAACAGAUUCAAGCACAGAUCCUGGAGCGAGAUGCAGAGGAGUACAACGCCAUCGAGAAGCAGAAAGUGGUCGAUCGUCGCCUACGGAAUCUCGAGCAUCGCAAGGACAUAGAGCGACAGAUCGAGUACAAAGCGCGCCAGUCUGUUCCAGAGAUGAGUGAAGCAGAGAUUCAGCUAAACAGGCCUCUCCUACACCUGGUGGAGCAGACACUACAGACGCGGGAUGAGAAUUUGAAGAAGGCGCAAGAGAUGGCACCAGUGCUCGCUGAGGACCUGGAUGGCGACAUGUGA